Molecule: messenger RNA, 4951 nt
Organism: Salvelinus namaycush (lake trout)
Lineage: Eukaryota; Metazoa; Chordata; Actinopteri; Salmoniformes; Salmonidae
Product: translocation protein SEC62-like
Exons: 8
Coding region: 345-1595 (416 amino acids)
Biological process (GO): post-translational protein targeting to membrane, translocation
Cellular component (GO): endoplasmic reticulum membrane; endoplasmic reticulum
Source: RefSeq, a predicted model, not a curated record
UUGAAAUAUUUCCCGCAACAGACUAGUUUUCUAGUAUGGUAAUGUUGCUAGCGAUUCGAUGCUGGUGAUAAUAGGCGAAAAGCUGUGCCAGCAGCUAACGUAAACGACUGAAAUAUUUAAUUUUGCAGGAAGUCAUUUUGCAUAACAUUUAUCUGUAACACGAAUAUUUCAAAUAGCAAUACCUAGCCAUUUCAGAACAUUACCUAGCUAGUUAGCGAACGAUACCAGUUAAGAAAACAUUUUGGUGAAGAGGAGGAAGAUUUUAGGAGGUGAGUGAGCCCACCAAGGAGGAGAAGGCAGUGGCCAAGUACCUCCGCUUCAACUGCCCCACCAAGUCCACCAACAUGAUGGGCCACCGGGUGGACUACUUCAUUGCAUCCAAGGCGGUGGACUGUCUGCUGGACUCCAAGUGGGCAAAGGCCAAGAAGGGAGAGGAGGCCGUGUUCACCACCAGAGACUCUGUGGUGGACUACUGCAACAAGCUGCUGAAGAAGCAAUUCUUCCACCGCGCUCUGAAAGUCAUGAAGAAGAAGCCAGAGAAGGACAUCAAGAAAGACAAGGAGAAAGAAAAAGAGAAGAAGAAGGAUUCCAAGGAUGUAGAGGCUUCAGAUGUAAAGAAGGAGAAAGAGAAGAAGAAGGAUUCCAAGGAUGCAGAGGCUUCAGAUGUAAAGAAGGAGAAGGAGAAGGAGAAAGAGAAGAAGAAGGAUUCCAAGGAUGCAGAGGCUUCAGAUGUAAAGAAGGAGAAGGAGAAAGAGAAGAAGAAGGAUUCCAAGGAUGCAGAGGUGUCAGAUGUAAAGAAGGAGAAGAGUGACGAUAGCCCCGGAACGACAAAGAAGAAAAAAGACGUGAAGAAGAAAUUCAAACUGGAGCCUCAUGAGGAUCAGCUCUUCUUGGAUGGCAAUGAGGUAUUUGUUUGGAUCUACGACCCAGUCCAUUUUAAAACCUUUGCCAUGGGACUGAUUCUGGUAAUUGCAGUGAUCGCGGCCACUCUCUUCCCGCUGUGGCCGGCUGAGAUGCGUGUGGGUGUGUACUACCUGAGCGUGGCAGCAGGCUGUUUCGUGGCCAGUAUACUGCUGUUGGCUGUCGCUCGCUGCAUCCUGUUCGUGAUCAUCUGGCUGGUGACGGGCGGACGCCACCACUUCUGGUUCCUGCCCAACCUCACGGCUGACGUGGGCUUCAUCGACUCUUUCCGCCCCCUCUACACGCACGAGUACAAGGGCCCGCGGGACUCCAGCAAGAAGAACCAGGACAAGACUGAGGGCAAGACCAGCGAUGAGAAGGAGGGUGACGGUGAGGAGGAAGAGGAGGAAGGUGAAGGAGACGAGGGCGAGGGCACAGCGCCACAGGGGACGGAAGAAGGCGAGGUGGCGAAGGGGACGGGGACCUUAGCGAGUACCGCUGAGCGCUCUGACACAGACAGCGACCGGCGUGAGGACGAGGGCUCGCAGCACAGCAAUGGAAAUGACUUUGAGAUGAUCACCCGCGAGGAGCUGGAGCAGCACACGGAGGAGGAGGAGGAGGAGGAAGAAGGAGAGGGGGAUGAAGGAGAGCAGGAAGGAGACGGUGAGAGAAAGCCCUUGCCUGUUCAAACAUAAACAUUUUAUCACUGCCACCUCCUUCUCCUCCACCCUCGUGCUCCUCCAAGGACAACCUCCCACCUCCUCCAGGUCUUGUCAACCUCGCUGAGGAGACCACUCCAUCCAUUGCUCCGAUCUUCCACCAACUAUACAGAUGCCACGUCUGAGUAUCGACACCGGUGUCAAAUGGCUAUAACAUCGGAAAAGAGAAGCCUUAUUGUGCUUCUAAAAUCCCCAGCUUAUUUAAACUAAGAAAUGCAAACUAACUUAACAGAUGUUUGUCUGAGGAAGUUGUCACGUUAGUUCUCUCGACGUUUUCCCUAUUUUUCGGUACUUACGUUACGACUGUUAUCCCAUAUCAUUCUAGUUAACUCAUCCACUCUGUUUACUAUUGCUACAAUGCUUCCCUUGUAUGUCUCGUUUUUGCUGUGAGGCCAAGUCUCUUGUCAAUUUCCACAGACGAGGGAAUUAAAGAGCUAUGGAAUCGUUGUUUUUACUAGGGGAAAUACUGCCGUCUUGUCUACCUACCCCUCAAAUCCAGACUGUUGUCUUAUGAACAACGUGUGAUAUUGUCACCCAACUGGGGUCAAGGUCCUGUACUAGCAGUGGCAUUUGGCCCUCUGUACACAGUUCAACUCUUGUUUUUUAUGAGUCUGAUCUCUCCUAGGCAGCCAUCGGACGCUACGAUUGACCAACCGUUGGCUACGCCACUAUAACUAAUGUGGAUGCACCAAAAUCCAUAGUUUAACCCACCCCAAGAAAGACCUCACUUAUUGGUGGUAUUGGCGAAAUAUGUCUGGUGAGAGAACAAAAUAAGAAAAAAUGGCGGCGGCAGAUGAACAGCAUUAACAAUAAACAGCCUUGUGGUUCUUUGCGGUACUUAUUUUCAAUGAGAAAUGUUUGGUUGAUAAUGAUCGGUUCUGCACACACACACACACACAAAACCAGAGCUCAUAAGAGUCAUGUCGGACAACAAAAAUAAAACAGGUCAUGUGAGGUGCCGCUUUCUAGAAGAAAUGUAUUGUGGCCACGCACAUGCAGACAGCAAAGGUGGAAUGGAAAACCUGUUUUUAAAGUUUUGUAUUCACCAUUUAGAAUCGGACAUCAAAAUUAAAGUGCCAAACACGUUAAUUGUUGUUACAAUGCAUGCUGUUUUCAUACGGGAAAACAUGUCAAAAGUGUCAACAAGGGAUUUUGGUACAUUUAUUCAUUUUUGUAACAAUUGUGUCAAAUUCCAAACCUUAGAAACGCAGCGCAGUAUAGGAGCUAAGACAUUUGUGUGUAGACAUCAAUCCCCUUCUCCCUUCAGUUCUAUCUAAGCCAUGCAAAGCAGGCAAUAUGUCCUUAAGCUUACUAUACUCAUUGUACGAUCGCUUGUAAUAGUAUUGUCAGUUCAACUCGGAUGCCCAUACUUUCAUGAUAGCUUUUGUUGUGUUGACUUCAUUGGUAUUCUAGUCAUGCUAACUGACAACGAUGGAGACCCAUGUGAAUGCAUGGGGACUCCGUUGGAAACCAAUGUGGUCGAGGUCCAAUUCUCUGUAGUGUUGCAUUAUGGGGGCUGUGGUCCAAUACUGUCUGUUCGUAAGGUUGCAUUCUUUUUGGCUAGAGUUGUUUUAGAUGCUAGUGAGGACGAUAUUUAAAAAUAAAUAAAUAAAGAUGUCAUUUAUAUAAGGAAUUCUAUAUCAAAUAUAUUUUUAAUUGAUAAAUUAUGAGCCCACUUUGUUCAACUUGAACAGAAUCCUAUUUUUUGGGGUAUCAAAACUUUUUAUUUUCAGUGAAAUGUUUAUUUUGCUCAGUUAUACUUUUUUUUACUAUCAUUUUGACCACCAAUAGGCAUAUUGUCAAGAGUGUAUUGUACUCUCAUUAUUGGGGACUCUCACCAGAAAUUUAGAAUAUUUAAUGUGUGGAUAUAUGAUCAGAUGGACUACCUAUUUUUGAUCUAGUUGAUAUUGAUCGAUUUUGUCAUUUAUUUUGUGUAGAGGAAUGUAUAUAGAAAAACUAGCUAUGUGGCUACUUACAGCAAGUCCCACAAACAUGAUUGUUUCUUACCAUAAGAAUAGUGAAUGAUUAACUUGUGGUUGAGAAACCCGUUGGCAGUGGAUUGCAUAAUAUUUUAUAUUGCUGUUCCACAAUGUUCUGGGAAGAAAGUUCACCCCACUGUGGAAUGGUAGAGCGGAGCUUGUGAGAGCAAGGGAAAAAAAGGUACAUUGAUGAUUCGGAUAUCCCAGACUCUACACAGAUGGACUCAAUGUCUAGACUGAGGAGUAUCUUCCAGACACUCAUACCCUUUUCACAGAAUCUUGUCGACCCGAACGGUAGUGCUGGCCGGUUCCUGGAACUAUGCUGGAUGCGUAACGAGGCUGGCGCAGUGCAGCUCGGUGAACGGGUCAGUAGUGUGAAAAGGGUACACUGUCUUGCUUUCCCGUUCUCAGAGCUUGUUGACCGCGGUAGAUGUCCAGCUUGUUUUUUCAUUGUCGUGUUUCCCUGAACUUUAUUCAACUGCGUGUGGCUCUUGUACAAUAGAAAUGUACUACUUACAACUGCACCCAGUGUAGUUGGUCUCUUUAUUUUUUUGUGUUCAUUUUCAAUGCUUUUCUGUUUCCUGAUGUCUUCUGGAGAGCAAGAGUGCGUUCGUAAAUUCAAUCUGCAGUUCCAGAGUGCCCUCUGGGCAUUCAUAAAUUGAGCGUUGUCAGAUUGUCCAUUGGUAAAUUCAGAGCAUUUUGCUCUCGGCGCAUUGAGAGCACUCUGACCGAGGAGUACGGUUGAGCCGAGCGUUCUGACCUCACAACAGCAGUCAAGCACCCAAGCUAACUGGCUAACAUUGGCAAGUUUGUUUGCUACUUCCAGACACAAACCCCACUGAAAAUGUCUCGCCCUAGCAGAGCUGAUUUAAACUGUUUUCGAGUUAUUCAGGGUGUUGGUGACUAACUGUGCUGCUGGCAACAAUUGUAUUACACUUUUUGCCGAUGUUUACUGACACCGGCCAUAUUCAACAGGUGUUGAGCGUUCGUAAAUUCGUCUGUUAUUCUGCGCUCUGGCACAUUGAGCCAGAGUGAAUUUACGAACGCGCCCCAAGUUGCCAGUAGCUGUAUUAUUAUGAACUAUUUCAUGAAAAUCUCAUUGUUCUUGAGUCGUCUUCUUGCACAGUACCAGUCUGUUGUAUAUUGUAGUAUUAAUCUAUACUGCUUUAUUCCAUUACAUUUCUGGAAGAAAAAAAUGUCAUGUUUUAUCUGUUGAAAUUGUCAUUAGUCACUUAGUUGUUCAUAUUUGGAUCAAUAUCAUUGAGGACUGUCUCUUGCAAUAUUUCAAUAUAAUGUCAUUAAUUGAAUGUCUGGAAGUAUAUCUAUCUUAUUGCAAUAAAAAUAUAGAAAGCA